Molecule: messenger RNA, 378 nt
Organism: Aspergillus luchuensis
Lineage: Eukaryota; Fungi; Ascomycota; Eurotiomycetes; Eurotiales; Aspergillaceae
Exons: 2
Coding region: 1-378 (125 amino acids)
Source: RefSeq, a predicted model, not a curated record
AUGAAUAUGGCUCUACAUAUUCCAUUCAGCUCCUUUACCCUGGCUUUUAAAAGCACGGAUACCCCGAACGUGUAUCAGUGUAUGACGUUUGGAGGCUUCGCCACCUCCAAUGCCCAGUAUUUGCCUGAAAAUGGUGUAAUAGUCCUAAAGCAGGCACCGGGCACGGAGGAUCUUCCACUUCCCAGUCCCGUACUACUUGAUUGUCAUUAUCGGCUUGCCGAGAUCCUAAAUGCUUCUGGUAUGGGCAAUGUUAUCGAUGAGCACUGGCGGCGCUGGGGGGAAUUGAAGGCUACAGUCCAACACACGCUGCAGCCGAAUGGAGAUAGUGAUUUGGGUAAUCUGCUAAGAACUGCUUUGUGGCACCGCGUGAGAACGUAA